This is a messenger RNA of Lodderomyces orthopsilosis Co 90-125, 969 nucleotides long. RefSeq names its product DNA-directed RNA polymerase III subunit. The record is from RefSeq and is a predicted model, not a curated record. Gene Ontology annotation, cellular component: RNA polymerase III complex. Bases 1 to 969 code for a protein of 322 amino acids. Gene Ontology annotation, biological process: transcription by RNA polymerase III. The transcript has a single exon. NCBI's taxonomy places the organism in Eukaryota, Fungi, Ascomycota, Pichiomycetes, Serinales, Debaryomycetaceae.
AUGUCGGAGGUCUCAGAUAAUGCUAAGCUACUCCAUACCAAGAUGCGGGAAUCCCCCACAUCCAGAGCUUUUACUCAACAAGAAGCAUCUAAUUUAAUCAAUGUUACCAAAGAAUCGGAGUUGAUGCUAUUACUACAAGAAUUACUUAACGCCAAUUUAAUCAAAUUGAGUAAAACAGGUGAUGAAAUACGAUUUCAAGCAGUUAGUGUUGACGAUGCUAAGAAAUUAGUCAGUAUGAGUGAUGAUGAGCGAAUGAUUUAUUCAUAUAUUGAAGCUAGUCAACGUGAAGGUAUUUGGACAAAGACCCUUAAAGCAAAGACUAACUUACAUCAACAUAUUGUUUCCAAGUGUUUGAAGAAUUUAGAACAUCAACGAUAUAUCAAAUCCAUCAAAUCAGUAAAACAUCCAACAAGAAAGAUUUAUAUGUUGUAUCAUUUACAACCUAGUAUUGAUGUUACUGGUGGUCCCUGGUUUACUGAUUCAGAAUUAGAUACUGAAUUUAUUGACACAAUAUUGGAGGUUGUAUGGAGAUUCAUUGUCAACAAGACAUUUCCCAGAAUGGACCAGCAACAAGAAGGGCAACGUCUGAUUAACCCAUUACAAGCAUCAUACAUAGCGUCAUUCCAAGGAGUUGAUCUAGAUCAAAUAUUGGAGUUUAUUAAUGGAAGUGGUGUAAGUUCUGUGGAGUUGGAAUUGAACGAUAUUCGAUCAUUAUGUGAUGUAUUGAAGUUUGAUGAUAAGGUGGAAGAAAUUGAUGGACAUAGUGGAUUGUUUAAAGCAACAAGACAAAGUUUAUUGGAAAAGGGGUUAAUGAGAAAUUUAGAGGAGUUGAAAGGUCAAAUUCCUGAAUCAACUAGAGAAUAUCUUGUGAAGAAUAAAGAGUAUUCGAUAUUUGAUUUCAAGACUGAGGUUGAAGAUUUCCAAGACGAACAGGAUUUUGUAAAUCUAGAUAGUUUUGUAAAUGUAUGA